AUGACCUCAGAAACCGUCCUAAUAACAGGUGCAUCCUCCGGUCUCGGUCUGGCCUUUGUGAAACACUACGCUUCCUUGCCAUCACGACCCAACAUAAUAGCCUUAGACAACCAACCCUUCCCAUCCCAAAUCGCCGAACAACAAGAAACCAUCCAUUUCCACCAACUCGACAUAACCUCGUCCCAAAAACUUCAAGAUGUCGCCUCAAACCUCACCUCGACCCCCAUAACUCUCAUCAUCCACUGCGCAGGCAUCCGCGGUCUCGUUCCAGAAGUCGUCGCCAGUGAAAAACAAAGCAGCAAGGUCGUCGCAGCCGCUGAAACAUUAGAAGCCAUGAACCAUACCACCAUGAUGAGGACCCUUGAAAUCAAUACCUGGGGCACUUUCAACACCGUCAAAUCUUUCCUGCCAAACCUCCAGCUGGCCGCCGCCACUGCUGCUCAAGCCUCCUCAAAACCCAGAGUCGUUAUCCUGUCCUCUCGGAUGGGUUCAAUAUCCGCGAAUACGGCCGGUGGCGGAUAUGCAUAUCGUGCAAGCAAAGCAGCGCUGAAUGCUGUGGUCAAAAGCUUCGUCAUUGAUGUACCGGAUGUACAGUUUUUGAUGCUGCAUCCGGGACGGGUGGAGACGCGAUUGGUGGAGUGGAAGGAAGAAGGGGCGAUUGGGGUGGAGGAGAGUGUGGGGGAUUGUAUGCAGGUUUUAGAGAAGAUGGAUAAGGAGGAGUGGGAAAGUGGGAGGUUGGUGGAUCGGUUUGGAGUGAGGAUUCCUUGGUAG
Molecule: messenger RNA, 771 nt
Organism: Alternaria atra
Lineage: Eukaryota; Fungi; Ascomycota; Dothideomycetes; Pleosporales; Pleosporaceae
Exons: 1
Coding region: 1-771 (256 amino acids)
Molecular function (GO): oxidoreductase activity, acting on the CH-OH group of donors, NAD or NADP as acceptor
Source: RefSeq, a predicted model, not a curated record